AUGUCAUCUCUAGACGAGUCCGAUGUAGGGUCGGAAUAUUCCGACGAUGACAUAGCACCCGAGGCAUUCAUGGACAUAGACCCAGAAUUGAGUACAAUGCCUGCCACAAACGACGUGGAUGAUAUGGAUUCGUUAUCUGAUGAUAUCAUCACGUUUACAGACGAUGAAGACGACGAAGAUUAUGUGCUGGAAAACGAAUAUGGUAAUGGUGAUGAUUUACGUGAUAACUUGCGAUUGGCCUCGGGAUUCAAAUUAAAGAAACAGCCAAAGUCCCAACAUUACGGUAAGCGUAGGGCCAUGAGGGAUGCUAUGAAGGCCAUGGAUCCUGAGGCGUUAGACUACUUAUCUAAAGCCAAUACUGCGUAUGUGAAUCAUAAGUUGGAUGAGGCAGCUUUCUAUUGUCAGCAAGCAGUAAAGAUCGAGCCCAAACACCCUAAGCCAUACAACCUCUUGGGACUUAUUUCUGAAGAGAAGGGUGACUUGAAAAAAGCAUGCAGUUACUCGUUUAUGGCAGCUGAGCUAACACACUGGAGUUCAGAGUCAUGGUUCAAUGCUGCCAAACUAAGCAAAGAAUUGGGUUAUAUUGACCAGGCCAUUUACUGUUACACACAGAUAAUCAAUUUGAAGGGUGACUCUAGAGAGUUAGCUGCUGCAAGAGAUGAAUGCAUUCAGGAGCGUUCUAUGCUCUACAAGGAAAAGGGCCAGUAUGGACGUGCAUUGGAAGGUCUCCAAAAGCUACACCUGAAGAAUCCCAAGAAUGAAACAUAUGUCAAGAAUUUAGCAUCUGUUUACGUGGAACAGAAGCGGAUAAACGAUGCAGUCAACUUGUACAUGCGGAUAUUGGACAGUAACAUGAAACAGAGUGGUCCUCCACCAUUUGAUCCAGUUUUUGGAUGGUCUGAGUUGAACAUUCUUUGCGAGCUCUUUCUAACACAACAUUCUUGGCGCAUGGGAGUUAAAAUUAUCAAGACAGUGGCUAGAUGGAUCAAUAAUCGUACCGACGAAGUUUGGUGGGAUGAUCAAGAUGAUGAUUGUGAGUUUGACUCAAGGAGAGCACAAAUGAUUCACAAGAAACGACCUUCUGACUACAAUCAGUUUUUGGGUAGAGAUUUUGAGUUGCCAAUUGACUUGCGCUUCAAGCUUGGAUGUUUUCGUCUUGAACUCGAUCAAAAGGAAGAAGCACUUUCACAUUUUCGCUCGCUUUUUGCACAUACGGACAGAUAUGACGUUGUGGAUCUAUUCUUCGACGCUGGCCGUAAUUUGGAAAAGCAUGGUUACUAUAAGGAGGCAUUGGAGUUUCUAGAGGAGCUGACUAGACUCGAAGAAUCAUCAGAAGCGAGUGUUUUGAAAGCGAGAUGUUAUAUGGAGCUAUUCGAGUACGAUCACGCUAAACGAGUGCUUCUAGAAGUGAUAUCAAAGAAUCCGGAUGACUUGGACUUGAAAUUGAUGUUAGCAGAAGCAUUUUUGCACACAGAGGACACAGAGAACGCUCGAAAACUUAUUAUCGAGGUAGAGGAGAAGAAAGCGCUCUUGGGAGUUCAGGACGAGGAGGAGCUCGAAGACGAUGUAUCUGAAGAACCAAGUCUUGCAAUUAUUCGAAACUCGGCUACACUGAAAACGGAGGCAAAGCCAACCGAUGAAGAGAGAAAUAAGGCAGAGGAUCAUGCAACGCGGUUGGUCAAGAAUAAGUUUGGAAGAAUGCAAAGAAUACUCCAGUCCUUGGAUAAAUCAGGAAAAGUAGGAGCAGCGACGUGGCUCAAAUUGGCUGACCAACUCAUAGAGACAUUCACUGGUGUGAGAAGCUUUUUUCCUAAGAAUCGCAAAACUACAUUCAAAGGUAUUCCCAUAUAUCGGAGAAAACAGAGCCUUGCCAUCAGUGACCAAUUAAGUCGUCUUAAAUACUUGGCUGACGAUAUGGCAGUGGGUGACUCGUCGCGUUUAGAGAUGACUUCUAAAACAGAGUUUAGAGGACUCACAUAUGAUGAAUGGCUCUCUGUAUUUAUUCAAUACUCUUUCUUGUUGCGGUAUUUCAAGCAUGAUUUGGACGGAGCGGUGUCUAUUCUUGAGGAGGCACUUACGGGAAGUGUGUUCAGUCAGAAUAAAACCCGGAGCAUGCUCCUUCGAUUGUCCCUACUCAUAUUCGGCAUUUUACAAGAGGACUUCACCGAGGCUGUCUCCAACAACGUUCGAUACUUGUUGACUUCCGCACAGUUUUCACCAACCAUAUAUGAUUUCUUCAUGUGUUGUUUCAGCUCUGGAGUAGGUGCAUGGGCAGCAUUUAGCAACUACAACCACCAGAAGUACUUUUUACGUCAACUUAAAGCAUAUGACUCUUUGUUGACAUCAAGCAAGGUUUCCGGCUCUGCUCAGGUCACCAUCGACACUACGCAAUUUUCUUUCACACGCGAGCAUCCACAAUUACUCUAUAUCUACGCUUGUCUUCUUGGAAGCAACAGGACGUUCUCAUCACCAAUUGUGUAUUUGACUCGUGUCUACCGUCAGUAUAAUCAGGACCCUACCAUUUGUUUUAUGUUGGGAUUAGCACAUGUUCAUCGGUCCAUGCAAAGAAACAGCAACAAUCGACACCUCCAAUUGCUCCAGGGAAUUAGUUACCUUUUGGAAUACAAAGAGUCGAGAGAAAAAGGCGCCACCAUAUACGAAAAGCAGGAAAUCGAGUAUAAUUUCGGUAGACUCUUUCAUAUGCUUGGCCUUCCCACGCUCGCUAUUCACCACUACACAAAAGUAUUGGGUUACCACGACGACUUGCUAGAUGACCCAACAUAUGAUAUGCUGAUGGAGGCAGCCUACAAUUUGUCACUCAUCUAUACGAUAAACGGAAACACCGCAUUGGUACAUUCUAUCUAUGACAAGUACUUGACCAUCUAA
Sungouiella intermedia is the source of this 2886-nucleotide messenger RNA. The record is from the annotation of a GenBank genome assembly. Lineage: Eukaryota; Fungi; Ascomycota; Pichiomycetes; Serinales; Metschnikowiaceae.